Messenger RNA from Amorphotheca resinae ATCC 22711, 4322 nucleotides. RefSeq lists its product as hypothetical. Gene Ontology annotation, cellular component: membrane. The transcript is spliced from 7 exons. The record is from RefSeq and is a predicted model, not a curated record. The coding region runs from base 272 to 4096 and encodes 1274 amino acids. Gene Ontology annotation, molecular function: ATP hydrolysis activity; ABC-type transporter activity; ATP binding. Gene Ontology annotation, biological process: transmembrane transport. Lineage: Eukaryota; Fungi; Ascomycota; Leotiomycetes; Helotiales; Amorphothecaceae.
CUUUCCCCCUACAGGCCUACUACACUCACUGCUCACCUACCUCUCUUUCUUUGCAUAGUGCGAGAUGCCUCCAUCUUUUGCUUCCUGUUCCUGUUCCUGGUCUCGAUUCCAGCCUGUCAUCGACUCAUCCCCGCCAAGUCUGCCAUGAUGUCGGAUUGAUCAGCUGCUUGCCAAGACAUCUCGAACUUCCCUCCCGUUCAUUGUCUUCCGCCAGUCUUCCUCCUCCUUCCCCGAGUCCCCCAACCUUCUCGUGGCAUGCCCUGUAUACCCAAUGUCACUCUCAGAGCGUGAUGAGGAUGGCAAGUCCCAAAAAUGCCACACUCUGCUGAAGCCUUUCCAUUUGUUGCCCAAGAAAGUUUUUAUACCGAAGAUAGCCUUUUCAUAUCUCACUCUUUUCCGACCCCUACAAGAUGUCCAAUCGCGCCUCAUCUUAUUUUGUGGGGUAGUGCUUGCCAUUGCAGCGGGUGCCCCCCUUCCUAUCAUUGGGGUCAUUUUUGCCCGAAUCAUCGACUCCUUCCCACCAACAGAGGAAGAAAUUCGUACCCGGGUUUACCAACUCCUGGUCGUUGCAAUUAUCUACUUCAUUAUCACGUGGGGAUGGGCCUUCUGCUGGGGCAUCGUGGGUGCUCGUGUAUCCAGAGGUCUCCGCACCCAAAUGGUUGAUAGAGCUCUGGGACUCGAUCAGACAUACUAUGAAACGAUAUGUCCAGAUAUUACCAGUCGCUUAACGGUGGAUGCCCAAACUGUCCAGUCUGGUACGGCUGAGAAAGUAGGGCUGUUCCUUCAGUCCAUCAGUUACUUUGUUGCAACAUUGAUUGUGGGAUUCAUCCUUAAUGCGCGUCUCACGGGCAUUCUGAUUUCAGGGGUGAUGCCUUCCAUGGCAUUGGUCGUCAUUACUGGCACUACUGUGUUGAACCGUUAUUCAAAGCAAGCAUCAGAAAGCACAACUACAGCUUCUUCCAUUGCUGAGGGUGCAAUUAAGGCAGUCCAGGUGGUUCAGGCAUUUGAUGCUUUCGAGCCCCUGACGGCUGAUCACCGGAACAAUCUGACAAAGGCCAUGAGCUUCGGCGUGAGAAAGUCCAUAGCCAGUGCUAUUAUGCUAGGUAGCGUCUUCUUUAUAGCAUUCUCCGCAAAUGCUCUAGCUUUCUUUGAAGGGUCCCAAAUUGUCAAACACCAAUCAUCUUCUGGGGGAGCGGGUACAGUGUAUGCAAUCGUUUUUCUCAUUCUUGAUGCCGCGUUCGUGAUUGGCGCAGCUGGCCCUUUCAUUCAAUCAUUCGCGCAGGCCGCGGACGCCGGCAAGAGGAUUUUCAGCCUCAUCGAUUAUCCCGACAUCCCAAUCGAUGUCUAUUCCGAGGAAGGAAUCCGCGCAGACGAAACAGUCUUCGAGCCAGGCAAAGAAAUUGUGCUCAAAGACGUGAGCUUUGCGUACCCUGCCCGCCCGCUAGAGACGGUUCUAGAUUCAGUCACCCUCAAAAUUCCCACUGGAUCAUCUGUGGGGAUUGUCGGUGCUUCUGGCAGUGGCAAGUCCACAAUCGCAGCUUUGCUACUCAGACUGUACGAUCCUUCCCAAGGCACCAUCACUAUUGAUGGCAAGGCAAUACCCGAUUAUAAUCUUUCGAGCUUGCGACGUCAUAUCGCACUCGUCGAUCAAGACCCCGCCAUUUUCUCCGGCACAAUUUACACAAAUAUCCGUGAUGGCUUCAAAGGCCCCCCUAUUCCUGAAGAGGAGAUGAGGGAAAAAUGUGUGAAGGCCGCAAAGGCAGCUGACGCAUGGUCAUUUAUUGAGUCACUCCCGGAAGGCUUGGACACCUGGCUUGGGGAGCCUUCUGGCACGAAGCUGUCAGGUGGACAGAAGCAGCGACUCUGUCUAGCGAGAGCCCUGGUGGGAGAUCCCUCCUUGUUAAUCCUGGACGAAGCGACGAGCGCUUUGGACACUAUCAGUGAAGCAUCUAUCCUCAGUGAACUCUCCAAGUCAAGGUCAUCUGGGAACAGAACCACUGUGAUGAUUGCGCAUCGACUUGCCUCUGUCAUGGAUGCAGACAACAUCGUUGUUAUGGGUAAAGGUCGUGUUCUAGAACAAGGGACCCACGCAUCUUUGAUGUCGGAUGUCAAUGGCUUUUAUCGAAAAUUGAUCGAAGUGCAAAGGUUUAGUUCGGAGGACACCUACGAAUCUGAACCUUAUGCGCUGGAGAAGAGUGAAAUGGUCAUCGAAGAGUCACUUGACCUGGAAGGAAAAUCAGUAGAGCCAAGCUCUCCCACCCUCGAAUCACCGAGUAAGCCUGCAUCUACAACUGCAUCUUUCAGCACUUUCACCAUCAUUAGACGCUGUCUCGCGCUCUCUAAGGCCCGACUUUUCUUUACUCUUCUCGCUUUGGUCGGAUCGCUCAUCACUGGAGGACUCAUCAUUGGCGAAUCAAUUAUUUUUGGACAUCUGGUGCAACUUCUCAAUGGAGCUGUUGUUUCUAACCGGGUCGACUUUUUCUGUCUCAUGUUCUUCGUCGUUUCUCUAGCCGCACUUGUCGGUUAUUCUAUCUCCGGGUCCUGUUUUGGCAUCGUAUCUGAGCAUCUCAUCUUUCGGACCCGCGAUAUAUCAUUAAGUACAAUCCUCCGUCAAGAUAUGGAUUGGUUCCUGCAACCAGGUCGGUCCACGGCUGCCCUUAUAUCUGUCAUCAGCAUGGACUCGGGUCACCUCAGUGGCCUGUCGGGGGUCAUAAUUGGCACAAUCGUAUCUGCACUUGUCUCUGUCGUCGGAGGCGCCAUUCUUGCACAUAUUAUAGCUUGGAAGAUAGCGAUCGUGCUCUUUGCUACGUCUCCCGUCGUCAUCCUGGCAGGAUUCUUCCGGCUCCAUGUUAUAGCCAAACUUGAGGAAAAGAAUCAGCAGGCAUACACCGAAGCAGCAACACUCGCAACUGAGGCCUGCAGUAAUAUUCGAACCAUUGCCGCACUAGGGACAGAGAGAGUAACCUCGAAGAGAUUUCAUCUUGCUGUUGAUAAGCAUCGCGAGCAAACCUUCAGGGACACAGCUCUUGGAAACCUACUAUUGGCGUUUGCUCUUGCCAUCACUUACUUUGUCUAUUGUUUGGCUUAUUGGUGGGGUGCAAAGCGAGUUCGAAAAGGCGAAUAUACCACGCAGGACUUCUUCACAGUGUUACCAGCCAUCCUCUUCUCUGCCCAGGCAGCUGGUCAGAUAUUCAGUCUGGCACCGGACAUUGGUCGGGCAAAGGGUGCGGCAGCCCGGGUCUUCGCACUGCACGAUCAAAAGCCCACCAUCGAUAUAGACCCGGCCGGGUCGGGUGCCGUGACAUCCCAGUCUUUGGACACUGAAGUCAAGGACAAGGACCCGUCUACCCCAGCGGGGAGCCUGACUUUCAAGAACGUUUGUCUGACAUACCAGUCUCGGCAAGGUGCACCGGUAUUUACGAACCUCAACCUCACGAUUAAAGCGGGAGAGACGAUAGCACUUGUUGGCCGCUCAGGCGCUGGAAAAUCUUCUCUGAUCUCGCUCAUCGAGCGCUUCUACGAUCCUACAUCUGGAGCGGUUCUCUUAGAUGGGGUCGAUAUCAAAUCCGUGCCAGUAUCACAACACCGAGCAAGGAUAAGUCUCGUUUCCCAAGACCCGGAUCUAUUUGCUGGCAGUGUAGCUUUCAACGUGGGUUUGGGAGCAAGACCAGGGCACACGGCAACACGAGAAGAAAUAAUUGAAGCAUGCAAAGCCGUUGGCAUUCAUGAAUUCGUCAGUGGAUUGCCAGAUGGGUACGAAACGCAAUGCGGAAUCAACGGCUCGCAGCUGUCAGGAGGGCAGAAGCAGCGCGUUGCCAUCGCGCGGGCUUACAUCCGGGACCCAGAGAUAUUGCUCCUUGAUGAGGCCACGUCGGCUCUAGAUUCGCACUCCGAGGCCCAGAUCAAGGAGGCCAUCGCGGCAGCGGCGCGCAAGAGGACGACCAUCAUGGUGGCGCACCGUCUGACGACGGUCCAAAACGCAGACCGCAUCCUAGUAUUCGACAAGGGGAAGAUUGUGGAGGAGGGCAGGCACGAGGAGCUGGCCAGGGGUGGAGGGAUCUACGAGCAGAUGAUCAGGGCGCAGAGCUUGGGAUAGGGGGGGAAGCAGAAAGGGUGGUAAUGCCAAGAGAUCCAGCAAUUGGGAUAGAAGGAAAAGGAGGAGACAGGCAGGCAGAGAGAGAGAGAGCGAGAGGGAACGCCAAGGGCACCUCGGGAAAGUCUCUCCGUCAUUUCAUCGUAUACACAAAAGGCGUACGUACAUAAACACAAGGGGGCAUACAAUUCCAUUAGUCAAGAAAACGAUUCAAUUCCCAACUUCCCUC